Molecule: messenger RNA, 4389 nt
Organism: Amphibalanus amphitrite
Lineage: Eukaryota; Metazoa; Arthropoda; Thecostraca; Balanomorpha; Balanidae
Product: beta-1,3-galactosyltransferase 5-like
Exons: 6
Coding region: 178-1254 (358 amino acids)
Cellular component (GO): membrane
Molecular function (GO): hexosyltransferase activity
Source: RefSeq, a predicted model, not a curated record
GCAUUUGUGACGUCACAGACAACGGGCUGGCGUGCAGCAGGCCAGCAUCAGUUUCAAAGGUUACGGGAGAUUGGCCAGAAGGCGGACAAACUGUGCAGGGAAGUCCUGCACUGCUGACCUGCAGUCUGAGCCAGCCGGUCACUCACUUCGGUCCGAAAGCUGUUCUCUGGCGGCACCAUGAAGACCCCGAUCACGUUCCGUCGGCGGCUGCUGCUGACCUGCUGCUGCUCGCUGCUGGUGCUGUUGCUGGUGGCCCUGCAGGUCGUGCAUCAGGCUCCUCAGAUGGAGCUCCCAGCCGGCUGCUGGAGCGUUCCGGAGCCGCGCCUGGGCGCCGCUGUACUGCCGCAGUACGGCCGGUACCGAUACCUGCUGAACAGUCCCGUGUGUGGUGGCGGGGAGGAGGUGCGGGCCGUGAUCGUGGUCCACUCGGACCCGCGCCGCCCGGAGGUCCGCCAGGCCAUCAGGGACUCGCUGCCGGCAGCCGAGCUGGCCCAACUCGGUCUGCGGCGCGCCUUCAUGCUGGCUGAGGCGUCCACCAGGCUGAAUGUGAAUGACACCACCAUAUCGCAAAUUGCUAUAGCGACGGAGAACGCCCUCUAUCACGAUGUGGUGCAGGGAGACUUCCAUGACUCCUACUACAACCUGACCUACAAGCACAUCAUGGCCCUCGACUGGGCCACCACCUUCUGUCCCCAGGCCAGACAUAUAAUCAAGAUGGACGAUGACAUCGCUUACAAUGUGUACGAGGUACUGCACUUGCUGGAGAAGAGCCCUGAUAACGGAUAUCUGGGUGGUAAUGCCUUCCGAAAGGCCAAGCCUUACCGUGGUGAUUCUAAAUGGCAUGUGAGCUUGGAAGAGUGGCCCAAGGAGUAUUACCCACCGUAUGUAUCAGGGUGGCUGUAUAUCGCCAGUCAGGACAUGGCAAGUGCGAUGGUUAGACGGUCCACCGAGCUGCCGUUUUUCUGGAUAGACGAUCUAUUCAUCACCGGAAUGAUAACAGAAAGGAUGGCAAUUAACAUUACAGGAUUUAACGAUCUUUUUGCCACGUCGGCUGAAUGCGUCCGUCACACGGUCAACCAGAGCUACCCCCGGCUCGGACGACCCAACGGCACCGUCUUCAGUCCCAGCGUGGUGGUUACGCCCACUGACCGCGACCUGGACGCGCUGAAGGCCUUCAACAAGCUCUGUCGCUACUGCAGGAGCCGGCCGUGCCAGAAGAGAGAACGAGGGAAAGUGUGUGCAAAUACUUACUGACGUGGCUGCAUAACUUGUAUAUGCAGCAACUCUCAGGUGUUUCGCGCAUAUAUAAAAAAAACGGCGACGAAUUGCGCCGCCAUUUUUGUCACACUAGUUCAUACAUCGUGCCCGCACACGUUGUGAAACAUUCAGACCUGGGUCGUUCAAGGUCAGGUCACCAGAUCACGCCAAGUGAUCUUCCCUCAGGACAAAAAAGUUUCCACGCUCGCCGUAGCCACACCAACUGACGAUCACUUUGAAACUUUCAAAAGUUGAUGAGAGGAAUAGUAUAAAAGUACUCGGUUUUUCAUAUCUCUGACUAAACCACAGGUCAAUUUUGCGACCUCUCCAUCAAUAGGGUAAAAUCGAAAUGCGUUUUUUUUUGUAUGCUGUUCUAAUCACUCUCAAACAUGGUUUUAUAGGUAAACAUGACACACUAGAGAGGAAAAUUGCACCCGUGACCCUUUGGUGUGCCACUGAGGUCAUCUCAGACUCAGGCCAUGAAAGGUCCCCAGCAGUUUGUUGGCUAUAGAGACGUGCUAGAGCGGUGCCGAUGUGUUCAGCUCGACGAUACGGAUCAACUGAUAUUGAGCAUGGCCCUUUCCAAUCUGGUCAUGACGUUGACCUGAAGUCAAAUUUUCAGCAUGACCUUCCAAGAUUAAAUUUUGAUUCAUUCGAAACGUCUCGACGAGAAAAACACGAUUCUGGCAAAAGCAUAGGCGGCGGAACGGGGCACCGGGGCGCGAGUUACCUAAGUGUGGAACUACACGUCGAUUAUAGGGCUCUGAUUGGUGACUUUGGUCGGGGGAUGACGCUUAUAACAUGAUGUCACUCACGUACUUGGCCGGACCAACGGCGCAGCGCAGGUCAAUUUUCCGGUCAUGACCUGACCGGAAAGGGUCAUGUUGCAUAUCCUGCGCCCCAGUGGCGGUCUCAGCCAACUUCGCCCUAGUGGGGGGGGGGGGGCAUAUGUUACCACCCACCUCUAACUCAAAAACUAAGAGGGCUAGAAAGACGCAGUAAAAAUCAGUCGAUAGCUCUCAAUGCGUACGUUUGCAAGUAUUUCAGUCAUUUUUCAUCUUAGAGCAAAAUUGGGGCCACCAGAGGUCAUCAAAGGUCCGAAAAUUUGCCAAUGGUCAUUAUAUUUUUCAGAAAACAUGCCGUUAUCUCAGGAACUAUGGUAGCUAGAAAAACGCAUGGAAAAGCAUUCGAUAGCUUUUGAACCCUUCUUUUGAUAAGGUCAUCAUCAAAAAUGACCUCAGGUCAGUCGUUUAGCCUCCAGAGGGCAAAAUCUCCUAACCUUCCAGGCGGUGGGGGGGGGACAUUUUUUGCCCCAUUUAGUUUUUUUCAAUAUAUCUGGAGAACCGCUGCGCCGAUCGUCAGGUUAGGUUAGACAAUAACUUUCGACUUUAAAAAGUCACGACAUUUCUAUUGCCAGAAUCGUGUUCCUCUCGCCCAGACGCGUCGAAUGAACUAUAAUUUGACCUUGAAAGGUCAGCUUGAAAAUUUGACCUCAGGUCAAGGUCAUGACCUGACCGGAAAAGGUCACGUUGCAUAUCAGCCGAUGCGUCUUAACAGGGCAAACACAAUGAGACCAUCCCCAGCGUUCUAUCUCCUUCCAAUCGAGAGUUAUUGGCAAAAAUCUGUUUGUAGCCUCAAAUGACCUCGGGUCGUCACGGGUGGUCCAAAUCAUUGUGAUUCUGAAAUAUUUGGACUGUUCCUAUGCGUACACACGGAUCUAGAGGCAUUUUCAUUUUUCUCCAUUGACUUAUAAUGGUAAGGUCACGCCACUGACCUGACCUUAGGUCACGGAUAUAAAAAAAAUCCGAGAUAUACAAAUUGUAGGCGCCCAUAACAUCAUGCAAUCCACCAAGUCUAAAACCUUUCUGACAAACACUGCAGGCUGGACAUGAUUGCAAACUUUUUUAGGCUUGGGCAGUUAACUUGACCUGGUGACCUGACCUGACAUGACCUGGGUCAAAAAUGUCACACAUUGUCCAAAAUUGAUGUACAAAAAGCUACUCCAAGCGGCGCGGCGCUACGCGCCACGGUUUUUUAUUCACACGCAAAAAAACGCGACAGCGUGGUAACAUAUGCCUCCCCCCCCCCCCCACUGCACUGGGGCGAAGGAUAUCAGUCGAUCCGCAACGUCGAGCUGAACACAUCUAAGGCUUUUUCAUCGCUCUAGCAUGCCUCUAUCAGAAGCUAUUAGCGAAAAACGGUUAGAUUCUAUUCGAGACCUGUGAUGACCUCGGGGACAUAACGAGGGGUCACCGUUGCCAUUUUCCGGUUCAAUGUGUCCAUUUUACGUGCAUCUCGUUGUUUGAGAGUGUCUAGAAUGGCGUACGUGGAAAACAGACGCUUUUCAAUUUUCUCCCAUUGACUUUUAAUGGAAAGGCCGCAAAAUUGACCUGUCCUUAGGUCACCGAUAUCAAAAUUCCGAGAUAUGCAUUUUAUAGAUAAUGUUACUCUUAUCAAUCGCUGAAAGUGUCCGAAGGCAAUCGUGCAGUCGGUGUAGCUAUGACAAGCAUUCUUAUUUUUCUGAGGUGAGGUCACUUGGCGUGACCUGGUGUCCUAACUUAGGGCUACCUGGGUCUGCAAUUUUUACAACAUGUGCGAAAAAGAUGCACAAACAGGUGUGCCAAAAACGGCGGCGCUCCGCGCCGCCGUUUUGAAGAUAUCUGCGAAAAACCGCAGGGUGUGUGUGUGGGGGGGGGGGGGUUUCAAACUUCCCCCGGCCCGCCGCGGUUUAAUUAUUCCGAAGCCACCAGUGAAUGUCGUCACAGUCACUCACAACAAUACGAAUCGUGCAGUCAUGCGCUGGGGGUCCGCCAAGUUUGAGCUAGGGGCGGGGGAGGGGAGGGGAGCGGGGAGCGGACGGAAUCAAUGGCGGAAUGACGGGGAGACAGCAGGCUGCUGUCACUGUGAGCUGUUGAGACAGUGAGCUGCUGUCACUGUGAGCUGUUGAGACAGUGAGCUGGUGGAACUGUGAGCUGAUUGUAAAAUUGUGAGUUGGUGACUGUCAGCCGGUGUGACCGUGAGCCAGGGGUGGGACUUGGAUCGUAACAGGUUUUAUUUCUUUCUUUUACAAAGAACAUGUCCGGUCUGUAUGUUCCUGGUGAAAAUAUAUAUAUUAAAAAGAAAGAAAAAUAA